Vespa velutina is the source of this 2361-nucleotide messenger RNA. RefSeq lists its product as uncharacterized. Bases 166 to 1161 code for a protein of 331 amino acids. The transcript has 7 exons. NCBI's taxonomy places the organism in Eukaryota, Metazoa, Arthropoda, Insecta, Hymenoptera, Vespidae. The record is from RefSeq and is a predicted model, not a curated record.
CGACUUUAAAAAAAGAGACACGAGAAAAUCGAUAUUGUUAUGAUCGUAGGAGAGGGCAAUGAAUGACGCGAUCAUUGGGUCAUGCCUUCUCCAGGCCCAUGUUUUCUUCAUUAAAAAAAGGAUUAGAAGACGUAUUUAAGGUGACCGAAGGAAAUCCUGUACAGGAUGGAAGAGGACGUAGAUAAAAAAGAAGAACAAGAAGUUGCAGAGAAACAACCCUGUUCUUUACCUAAUUCAGACGAACAGCUUACAUGUUCUCUUUAUCUUUCCUGCAACGGUAUUCCUCGUGGUCAGGAUCACCAAGAUCAAGAUGGAGAAACUCUUCGGUCCCGAUUAGAAGAAGCUAUCGGCGCUUACGAGCCUUCAGGUACAUGGCAAAUUUCUGAAACUUCUUGCGGCUUUAUUGUAACGUUCGAUCGUGAAACUGACGUGGAUAAUUUUUUACAACGUUGCGAUUUUACACGGCUUUUUGAAGGACCCGUACAAGUAGCUCGACUUGCUCCAAGAGAUACUCGAUAUCGACAAGCCGUGUUACUUCGUGAUGUACCUUGGGCAAUACCUCUUCAAGAUUUAAGCUCUGCCUUGGCGAAGCAAGGAAUAGCGACUGGAAUUAUCGAGAGAUCGCGUCAAUAUGUUCGCGUUGAGCUUUUGGAUAUGGAACAUUACGAACUUCUAUUAAGACAAGGAUUAGAUUUCUUCGGUGCUGCACGAUUCAGUGCUAUUCCCGAACGAUGGUGGCGUCCUGGAACUGGAAAUGCAACUAUGCCACCAAUACCUCCUGGUAAUUUCCCUCCAGGACAUCCUGCUGAAACAUCGAAUCCUCAUCAAGGCGAUGGUGUACUUCAGUGCUAUCGAUGCCAAGGUUUUUGGCAUGUAGCUGCUAAUUGUCGACAUCUUCCAAGAUGCGUUCGCUGUGGAGAACCUCAUAGCGUUGAAUUUUGUCCAAGGCCACGAAAUAGUCCUAUCUGUUGUCACUGUUCUGGUCCUCAUCAUGCAGGCUACCGACAAUGUCCUGUAAGAUUGCAAUUAUCCAAUGCUACUCCCAUCAGUAUCACUUUAAGCACGGUACGAGCCGAAGGUCAAUAUUCGACAAAUCCUGCCAAUAAUAAAUCAACAACUUCUCCUCAAGGAUUGCAAUCAUUAAAACCAAAUCAUUCCUAAGCGACUAAUUUCAGUUUUACGUUUGAAAAAAACAAUGGAUUUCUCUUCUCCAUUUUUUUGGUCGAUUAUUCAAAAUCUUCCGGAUCUCUUUUAUGUUGACUCGAUACUAUAUGAAAUAAGACCCGUGAUCCAUGUGAUCCAUGAUUGAAGACUGAUUAUAAACUUGUUCUCCGAUAACUAGGCUAUCGUGCUAAUGUUACGUGAAAGUUUCUCUUUUUAACGAAGAAGAACGUAACACAGAAGAAACAUUUCUUUCCUCUAUGUUUAUCUCUAUUAUGUUUUGUAACUAUUUUCAAUUAAAUACGUAACAUAUAUAUAUAUGCACUAUGUAUAAAUAUUUUUUUUUAAUAAUAUAUUCUUUCUUUCUCUUUCUUUUUACGAAUAGAUGUAGAGCAAACUUUGUCAUUUUUCGAAGUAUCGCGAUUUCCAACAACGUCGGUGAAACUCGACUUACAAAAUUUGUAAAGAAAGCUAUAGUUUACUAUCCGCAAAGUAAUGCAAGUAUCUCUGUUUUUUCUUACUUCUUUUUUACUUCUCAACUGCGCCCCACUUUCUUCGUCCUAGUCGAAGUGAAUGUUCAGUGAAUCCCCCGUCACACGACGAUAAAGUCGCAACAGAGGAGGGGCCACUAACAUAAGGAAAUAAGAUAUCCGCACAGUUAUAUUCAGUUAUUUCAUUUAAAUCAAUCGGUAGACCAUCUCUGGACUAACAAUAAAUGAAAGUGCAAAACUAAGACUGAAUUACAUAUGUACAGUGUCUGUUGUUACGUAGUGAAAGAAUGUAAAAUCUGCAAAAUUAAAAAGAAAGAAAAGUGUGUUUAUUAUCACAUAAUUUUAAAUGAUUUAUAUGAAUCAAUUGUUAUAUUUCAAUGAAUUCUUCAAAAUUGAACAUCAUGAAAAUUAUAUAUUUUAAAAUUUUUUUAAGGAUUGCGAGGAAUUACGUCGGAACCUAAUUGUUUAACAUACGUAAGAGCGGUUUAUUAUUACGAGCAAACUGUUGCUAUCGUUGAUCUCACAGUUAAUAACGUAUUACACGAUUGUAAUCUUAUCGAAAUAUAGUAAGUAUUACUAUUAUAUUGUUAAUUUAGACAUAGAUAAGCAUAAAAGCAUAGAUAAAUUAAUAAAUUAAAUUUAUAUAUUCCCCUUAUAUAGUGAACCAGAAGAAGCUAACGAAGUACUUCGAAAUCUAUCACUAACUGUA